UAUUUCUUCAUUGUGCUGGAUGAGCUUUUUUGCUGUUUGAAUGUAUAAGUCGUUUCUGUGAUUGGCGUUGAUUUUUCUUUCUCUUAUAGUUUUCAUUUUCCAAACUUCCAUGCAUUUCAUGCAUAUCUAUCUUUAUCCUGUCCUGCAUACCUAGGUAGAUCCUGAUGGUCGGGUCAAGUCUAUACAUCAUGACUUUGGCGAAUGCCACAUUCCCUGGAUUUGAAGAUCCAUUCACCCUCUCGUCCGUCAUCUACAUGAAGCAUUCUCAUGUAAUUUCCCUUUUACUUGUCUCUACCUGCAAUGUCUCGUAAAAAAGUUGCAAUCGUUGGCAGCGGUUGCGCUGGUAUCGGAGCGCUCUGGGCCUUGCAACACACUGAACAUGACAUUCAUCUCUAUGAGAGCGAAGACCGUCUCGGAGGCCACACUAAUACCGUGACAUUUGAGCAUGACGGUCACAAUACCAAUGUUGAUACGGGUUUCAUUGUGCUGAACACAGCCACAUAUCCAAAUUUUAUUUCGUUUCUCAAACAACUUGAUGUCGAGACUCUUCCCACUGAAAUGACUUUCGGCGUAUCACGGGACCAAGGAGCAUUUGAAUGGGCAGGAACAUCAUUGUCCGCAGUAUUUGCUCAAAGAUCUAAUAUCUUCCGGCCGCGCAUGUGGCGCAUGAUAUUCGACAUUAUCCGCUUUAAUCAAUUUGCACUGGAUUUACUCGUUGACGAAAGUCAAGACCUAGAAGAAGAAAGCCACUCUUCAACUGGAAAAGCAGCUGCACCUCCAUCUUUCAGCUUCUCAAAACAGAUCAGUAUUGGCGAGUAUCUUGAACGCGAAGGCUACUCUGAUGCUUUUCGCGAUGACUAUCUUAUUCCCAUGACGGCCGCAGUUUGGAGUACCAGUCCGGACAAAUGCUCACUCGAAUUCCCAGCCAUGACUCUUGUCCGAUUCAUGUGGAAUCAUCAUCUACUCAGUACUGUCCGUGCUCGACCGAAAUGGCUAACUCUCAAGCACGGCGGCAAAGCGUAUAUCGAUGCUGUCAUGAAGCGAUUUCCUUCCGAUCGUAUCCAUCUUUCCACCCCAAUCGCAUCCGCAAGUAGCUCUUCCGACGGACGAGUCUUGCUUCGCGCUACUCGCGGCACAAUUGAAACAUUCGACCACGUCAUUCUCGCCACGCACGGGGAUCAAGCCCGGCAGAUCAUCCUCCAAGGCGGUGCGACAGAAGAAGAGCUGGAUAUCCUGAGUUGUUUCCAAACCAGCGCAAAUACGGCCGUGCUUCAUUCCGAUCUCUCCCUUAUGCCCACGCGUCCCCUGUCCUGGUCAGCAUGGAAUUAUCUCACUCGUAGUAGUCCUGACGCUACUUCGUCCAAUGCGCAUCCCUCUCCACCUCGCUCUCACCCAGAAGUAUGUCUGACAUACAAUAUGAAUAUGCUGCAACACAUUCCACAGGAAACCUAUGGACACGUUCUGGUCACAUUAAACCCGCUGACGGAGCCUGAUCUGUCUCUCGUCCGCGGCCGCUGGACUUAUCAACAUCCUUUGUAUAACGCUGCUGCUGUCUCCGCGCAAGCCCGACUCCCGCGUAUUCAGAACACACGGGGGAUAAGUUACGCUGGGGCAUGGACAAAGUAUGGCUUUCACGAAGACGGGUUCUCGAGCGGACUCAAGGUUGCAAUAGAGCAUCUUGGCGCGGAAAUUCCCUUUGAGUUUGUUGAUUCAACCUUUUCAAGAGGAAAACGGCCGGUAUUGGGAUGGGAGGAUUGGAUGGUGCGUAUUGCUGUGCUGUUUGUGCAGUGUUUAAUUGCGAUUUGGGGGACGCUGGUUUUGGGGAGAAAAGAGCGGAUUCCGGUGCAGCUCGAGGGAAUAUUGGGACGCUGGUCUGGAAAGAAGAGAAAGGCGUUGUGAGUGUCAGGCGUAAUGUACAUGAGUAUGUCACAGAAUGUCAAAGACAUGUGGAAGCUAUUAUAUUAUAUUUCUUAAUGGUGGAGAUGAUUAAAGAAAAGCAUUAUAUGCAUGAACAA
Molecule: messenger RNA, 2015 nt
Organism: Xylona heveae TC161
Lineage: Eukaryota; Fungi; Ascomycota; Xylonomycetes; Xylonales; Xylonaceae
Product: amine oxidase
Exons: 3
Coding region: 301-1899 (532 amino acids)
Molecular function (GO): oxidoreductase activity
Source: RefSeq, a predicted model, not a curated record